UACUUUCAGCCGUUAACGGUUGUAUCAUUUGCGCCUUUCGGGAGAGGAGGCUGGUGAAGUGCUACCGACGGCUGCAUAUGCAUGAUAAACAUUUUUUGCCGAAGAAAUAAACCCUUUUCAUUUUCAUCUUAACGGGGUGCCAACAUUUCUUUUGCCUUUGUCAAAUUACCGUAUGCCCGUUCCUCGGGUAGCGUGUAAUGUUGGCUAGUUAAUUGAUUUGUGUCAGUGGAGCAAUACCGUUAGGUGUCAACUGAAGGGAGACAUUUUUAUUUCUCAUCAUCAGACGUCCGUUUCCUGCCCUGUUUAUCCGCCUUAAAGCCAUCUCCUCUGCUUGAACCGAGCCUCACCGCGGCUUAUCUUCUGAGGAGACCCGACUGACUGCGCCGAAAUGGGGUAUGGACGGUCAGACAGCUACCGCGUGGCCACCACGCAGGACAAGGAUGAGAAGGAGUCGCCUAAGAAGAAGGCAGUCAAGGACAUGGAUGACCUCAAAAAGGAAGUUCCCAUCACGGAACACAAAAUGUCUGUUGAAGAGGUUUGCCGGAAAUACGCCACUGAUAUCGUCCAGGGUUUGACCAACGCCAAGGCAGCGGAGUACCUGGUCAGGGAUGGCCCCAACGCUCUGACUCCGCCCCCCACCACCCCAGAGUGGGUCAAGUUUUGCCGCCAGCUGUUCGGCGGCUUCUCCAUCCUGCUGUGGAUCGGCGCCAUCCUCUGCUUCCUGGCUUACGCCAUCCAGGCGGCCACGGAGGACGAGCCCGCUGGGGAUAACUUGUAUCUGGGUAUCGUGCUGUCAGCCGUCGUCAUCAUCACCGGCUGCUUCUCCUACUUUCAGGAGGCGAAGAGCUCCAAGAUCAUGGAGUCCUUUAAGAACAUGGUCCCUCAGCAAGCCCUGGUGAUCCGUGAGGGAGAGAAGAUGCAGAUCAAUGCGGAGCAAGUGGUGGCAGGAGACCUGGUGGAAGUGAAAGGAGGAGACAGGAUCCCUGCAGACCUCCGCAUCGUCUCCUCCCAUGGCUGCAAGGUGGACAACUCGUCCCUGACCGGUGAAUCAGAGCCCCAGACCAGGUCACCUGACGGUACCCAUGACAACCCUCUGGAAACCCGCAACAUCGCCUUCUUCUCCACCAACUGUGUCGAGGGAACGGCACGCGGCAUUGUCGUGUGCACUGGCGAUCGCACAGUGAUGGGCCGCAUCGCCACUCUGACCUCAGGCCUGGAGACUGGCAAGACUCCCAUUGCCAAGGAGAUUGAGCACUUCAUCCAGAUCAUCACAGGCGUGGCCGUCUUCCUCGGCUUGUCCUUCUUUGUGCUGUCAAUCGUCCUGGGUUACUCCUGGCUGGAAGCUGUCAUCUUUCUCAUUGGCAUCAUUGUUGCUAAUGUGCCAGAGGGACUGCUCGCUACAGUCACUGUUUGUCUGACACUGACGGCUAAGCGAAUGGCUCGCAAGAACUGCCUGGUGAAGAACCUGGAGGCUGUGGAAACACUGGGCUCCACCUCCACCAUCUGCUCCGACAAGACGGGCACCCUGACCCAGAACCGGAUGACCGUGGCCCACAUGUGGUUCGACAACCAGAUCCACGAGGCCGACACCACCGAGGACCAGUCCGGCUGCUCCUUCGACAAAAGCUCCACAACAUGGGUGUCUUUGGCCCGCAUCGCUGCCCUGUGCAACCGCGCCGUCUUCAAGGCCGGCCAGGACGCUUUGCCCAUCCUGAAGCGCGAUGUGGCCGGCGACGCCUCCGAGUCCGCUCUGCUGAAGUGUAUUGAGCUGUCCUGUGGCUCCGUCAAAGCCAUGAGGGAGAAGAACAAGAAGGUGGCCGAGAUCCCCUUCAACUCUACCAACAAGUACCAGCUCUCCAUUCAUGAGAACGACGAUGAAAACGACAACCGCUACCUGCUGGUGAUGAAGGGAGCUCCGGAGAGGAUCCUUGACCGCAGCUCCACCAUCAUGGUGCAGGGCAAAGAGCAGCCCAUGGACGAUGAGAUGAAAGAGGCCUUCCAGAACUCCUAUCAGGAACUGGGCGGACUGGGAGAGAGAGUGCUAGGUUUCUGCCACGUGUUCCUGCCAGAGGAUAAGUACCCCAAGGGCUUCGCCUUCGACACAGAUGACGUCAACUUCGAGACGGACAACCUCUGCUUCGUAGGCCUCAUGUCCAUGAUUGACCCUCCCCGGGCUGCCGUGCCUGAUGCCGUGGGCAAAUGCCGCUCUGCUGGCAUCAAGGUAAUUAUGGUGACUGGUGACCACCCAAUCACAGCCAAGGCCAUUGCUAAAGGUGUGGGUAUCAUCUCUGAGGGUAACGAGACAGUGGAAGACAUUGCUGCACGUCUAAACAUCCCCAUCAGCCAAGUCAACCCAAGGGACGCCAAAGCCUGUGUGAUCCACGGCACGGAUCUGAAAGACCUCGAUCAGGGUGCGAUGGACGAUAUUCUGAAGAACCACACUGAGAUCGUCUUUGCCCGAACCUCCCCGCAGCAGAAGCUCAUCAUCGUAGAAGGUUGCCAGAGACAGGGUGCCAUCGUGGCUGUGACAGGCGACGGCGUCAACGACUCACCCGCCCUGAAGAAGGCUGACAUCGGCGUCGCCAUGGGAAUCUCCGGCUCAGAUGUGUCCAAACAGGCUGCCGACAUGAUCCUGCUGGACGACAACUUUGCCUCCAUCGUCACGGGAGUGGAGGAAGGCCGUCUGAUCUUUGACAACCUGAAGAAGUCCAUCGCGUACACUCUGACCAGCAACAUCCCAGAGAUCACCCCCUUCCUGUUCUUCAUCCUGGUCAACAUCCCACUGCCUCUGGGCACCAUCACCAUCCUCUGCAUUGACCUGGGAACAGACAUGGUACCGGCCAUCUCUCUCGCAUACGAAGCGGCAGAGAGCGACAUCAUGAAGCGGCAGCCCAGGAACCCACAGAGGGACAAACUGGUCAACGAGAGACUCAUCAGUAUCGCCUAUGGGCAGAUCGGUAUGAUCCAAGCUCUCGGUGGGUUCUUCGCAUAUUUCGUCAUCAUGGCUGAAAAUGGUUUUCUGCCGUCCGAGCUCGUCGGCAUCCGGCUCAACUGGGACGAUCGCUCCAACAACGACCUGGAGGACAGCUACGGGCAGCAAUGGACCUAUGAGCAGCGGAAGAUCGUGGAGUUUACCUGCCACACGGCAUUCUUCGUCAGCAUCGUGGUGGUGCAGUGGGCAGACGUCAUCAUCUGCAAGACCAGGCGUAACUCUGUGUUCCAGCAGGGCAUGAAGAAUAAGAUUUUGAUCUUUGGGCUGUUUGAGGAAACGGCUCUGGCUGCUUUACUGUCCUACUGCCCCGGCAUGGACGUGGCACUACGGAUGUACCCGCUCAAGCCCAGCUGGUGGUUCUGUGCGUUCCCGUACAGCUUCCUCAUCUUUGUUUACGAUGAAAUCCGGAAACUCAUCCUUCGCCGAAACCCUGGAGGCUGGGUGGAAAGAGAGACAUACUAUUAAAUUAUCAAAGCAUAAUUUCCUUCUCACCCCUUCUUCUCGUUGUGCCCCCUCGCGUCUCCUCCUUCCUUCCCCCCAUCCUUCCUCACCCGUCACCAUGCUCGAUCUAUACAAGAAGAUGAUGCUCCUACACAUCCUCCUCUCAAUCCUCAUCGCUCACAAAGAAACAACAGGACCAAUGAGACAGGGCAGGGCAGGAGGAUACAAAUCUUCUGCCUCAUCUGUUUCCUCUGUCCCUCUUUUUAUUUUUCUAUUCAAAGUGUCUACAGCACUCGUCUGCAGGUAACACCGUCGUGCUGCACUGCUGUGUGUAGACCGGCAUGAAGAACGGAGCCAGAAGCCCGACUGUUCUGCGGCCAUCUUUGUCCCCAGCAGAACCACAAAGGGCCAGCUCCUGUCUCCACUCAUGUCCCUGCUCACGUCCCCACUGCCACUCGCAGUGUCUUAGCGUGGUCCCUUUCUUUCUGCCAGGUCCUGGCACCCAGAUCCAGCUCCUUACUCACUGCCGUUCCCUCGGUGCUCUUCUCUCUUUCUACUUCCAAGAAAUCACUGCCAAUUUACUACUGCCGUCUCCUCCUCCUCCUCCUCUCUCUUCCUCCCAUAUCAAUAAAGAAUCAAAUUCACCCAAACAAUCAUUCGCACCCUCAACAGGGUGGAGAAAAAACUCACUUCCUUCUCUAUCAUUCCUUCCUUCCUCCUCCACAUGUGUCCUUUUCUGCCUGUGUUGUUGUUGUUGUUUUCUAAAUGACGACUGGCUGUUUAGAAAAAUAAAAAUAGUUUGUGAAAGUUCAUUUUUGGAGCUGGAGUCUGAGAGCUGCUUAUUUUUAUUGAGGCUUGCAAAAGUACACUGUCUCCCCCUCUCUUCCCCCCGUCUAUAUGUCUGUUUGUCUGACUGUUUGUGAACAGCGUGCAACCCCCCCCCCCCACCUCCACCCACUUUCUCCACUCUGCCUCCCCUCCCCUUAUAAGCCCCCCACCCACCCAACCUCACCCCCGAUUAAAUAGAAUAAAAAUACAAUCUUUCUGUGUCCUCAGAAAAAAAGAGAUUUCUCUCCAAUUUCAUUAUCUAAAUCAGUGGAAAUGUUGAGCAAGGCACUGUGCCUUAACUUAUCUCCAACUAACAGCAGCCAAAAAAAGAAAGAAAAUGAAGUAAAAAGAUGGAUCUCUCUUUUUUCAGCUUGGUCUACGGUUUGUUUUUGUGUUGAGUUUUGUCAGAAAAUGGAAAUAAAUGCUGUGUGACCAACUUUA
Messenger RNA from Pungitius pungitius (ninespine stickleback), 4702 nucleotides. RefSeq names its product ATPase Na+/K+ transporting subunit alpha 3a (gene atp1a3a). The transcript is spliced from 23 exons. Gene Ontology annotation, molecular function: ATP binding; ATP hydrolysis activity; P-type sodium:potassium-exchanging transporter activity. NCBI's taxonomy places the organism in Eukaryota, Metazoa, Chordata, Actinopteri, Perciformes, Gasterosteidae. Gene Ontology annotation, biological process: intracellular potassium ion homeostasis; potassium ion import across plasma membrane; proton transmembrane transport. The coding region runs from base 389 to 3457 and encodes 1022 amino acids. Gene Ontology annotation, cellular component: plasma membrane. The record is from RefSeq and is a predicted model, not a curated record.